Molecule: messenger RNA, 4735 nt
Organism: Haemorhous mexicanus (house finch)
Lineage: Eukaryota; Metazoa; Chordata; Aves; Passeriformes; Fringillidae
Gene: ZNF395
Product: zinc finger protein 395
Exons: 8
Coding region: 2-1693 (563 amino acids)
Biological process (GO): regulation of transcription by RNA polymerase II
Cellular component (GO): nucleus
Molecular function (GO): RNA polymerase II cis-regulatory region sequence-specific DNA binding; DNA-binding transcription factor activity
Source: RefSeq, a predicted model, not a curated record
CAUGGCCCCGGUGCUGCCGCGCCGCCUGGGCAAGCGCUCCCUGCUGGGCGCCCGCGUGGGCCCCGCGCCCGCCCGGACCCUUCCGGAACCUUCCGCGCUCCGUGAUCCCGGAUCCCCCCCGGGGCAGCCGCAGGUGCUCCCGACUCCCCUGGACGAGCAGCUCCCGGCAUUCCCGGCUCCGUCCCUGCCCGGCUCCGGCAUUCCCGAGAGAUCCGUGUCCUGCAGCAUCGACGUUCCCAAAAGGAGCUGGCAGGCGGCGGUGGAGAUGGACGAGAUGGUGGCGGCGCUGGUGCUGACCAGCCUGUCCUGCAGCCCCGCCCUGCGCCGCCCCCCCUUGCAGGGCGCCGGUGACCCCUGGAAGGACAGCGGGGACAUCUCGGACAGUGGCAGCAGCACCACCAGCGGCCACUGGAGCAGCGCUGGCAGUGCCACCGCGUCCCCUCCCCACUGUCCCAGCAGUGCCACCGCGUCCCCUCCCCACUGUCCCAGCAGUGCCACCGCGUCCCCUCCCCACUGUCCCAGCAGUGCCACUGCGUCCCCUCCCCACUGUCCCAGCAGUGCCACCGCGUCCCCUCUUCCCUGUCCUGAUGCUGCCACCGUGUCCCCUCCCCACUGUCCCAGCAGUGUCACCAUGUCCCCUCCUCACUACCCUGGCAGUGUCACUAUGUCCCCUCCUCACCAUGCCAGCAGUGCCACCACGUCCCUUCCUUGCUACCCUGGCAGUGCCACCGUGUCCCCUCAUCACACUGGCAGUGCCACCGUGUCCCCUCCCCAUCACACUGGCAGUGCCACCGUGUCCCCUCCCCAUCACACUGGCAGUGCCACCGUGUCCCCUCCCCGCUGUCCCUGCGCUGCCACCGCGUCCCCUCUGAGCGACGACGGCUUCGACACCGACCCCGAGCCCUGGGUGCCGGAGGAGCCGGCGCCGCGCCGCAGGAAGGGACGGCUCGGAGCGCGAGGAGGAUUUCUAUUACACGGAGCUGCGCGUGCCCGAGGAGCCGCCCCCGGAGCUGCCACCGCCCGCUGUCCCCUCUGUCCCCGCUGUCCCCUCUGUCCCCGCUGUCCCCGCGGUCCCCGGUGCCACCGCUGUCCCCGCUGUCCCCGCGGUCCCCGGUGCCAGCGGGGCCGUGUCCUGCUCUGCCCCCAUUGUCAUCCAGCCCGGCCCCGGCCAGCCCGGCCUGAGCCACUCGGCACCCGGCUCCUUCUGGCACAUCCAGGCCGACCACGCCUACCAGGCUCUGCCCUCCAUCCAAAUCCCGGUGUCCCCUCACAUCUUCACCAGCAUCAGCUGGGCCGCUGCCACCUCCCCCCUGCCGUCCCUGUCACCGGCGCGGAGCCGCUCCCUCAGCCUCGGCGACCCUCAGCCCCCUCAGCCGCCGCCAUUGCUGCCGCCCCGGCUCCUCGUGGCCUCCCCGCCCCGCGCCUCCCUCAACACCAGAAAAAUCCGCGGCGAGGCCAAGAAAUGCCGCAAGGUUUACGGCAUCGAGCACCGGGAGCAGUGGUGCACGGCGUGCCGCUGGAAAAAGGCCUGCCAGCGCUUCCUGGACUGAAUUCCCACCUGGAUUCCCUUUGGCCCGCCUGGAAUUCCCUCAGGAAUCUGGGAAUUCCCUCAGGAAAUUUGGGAAUUCCCUCAGGAAUUUGGGAGUCGCCUCAGAAAUCCGUGGAUUUCCUCAUUGCUGCCAGCGGGGACUGAGUUUCGCCGCCGUAUUCUCCUUUUCCCACUCGAAUUCCCUCAGGAAAUCUGGGAAUUUCCUCAUUGCUGCAAGCAGGGACUGAAUUCCAACCCCAUAUUCCCCUUUUCCCACCUGGAAUUCCCUCAGAAAUUCGGGAAUUCCCUCAGAAAUCUGGGAAUCCCCUCAGGAAAUUUGGGAAUUUCCUCAGAAAAUUUGGGAAUUUCCUAAGGAAAUUUGGGGAUUUCUUCAGAAAAUCUGGAAAUUCCCUCAGGAAAUCUAGGAUUUCCCUCAGAAAUCUGGGAAUUUCCUCAGGAAAUUUGGGAAUUCCCUCAGGAAUUUGGGAGUCUCCUCAGAAAUCCGUGGAUUUCCUCCUUGCUGCCAGGACUGAAUUUCGGCGCCGUAUUCUCCUUUUCCCACCCGAAUUCCCUCAGGAAAUCUGGGAAUUUCCUCAUUGCUGCAAGCAGGGACUGAAUUCCAACCCCAUAUUCCCCUUUUCCCACCUGGAAUUCCCUCAGAAAUUCGGGAAUUUCCUCAGAAAUCUGGGAAUCCCCUCAGGAAAUUUGGGAAUUCCCUCAGAAAAUCUGGAAAUUCCCUCAGGAAAUCCAGGAUUUCCCUCAGAAACCUGGGAAUUUCCUCAGGAAAUUUGGGAAUUCCCUCAGAAAUCCAGGAAUUUCCUCAGAAAUUUGGGAAUUCUCUCAUAAAUUUGGGAAUUCCCUCAGAGAAUUGGGGAAUUUCCUCAGAAAUCUGGGAAUUUCUUCAGAAAUCUGGAAAUCCCCUCAGAAAUUUGGCAAUUUCCUCAGGAAAUUUGGGAAUUUCUUCAGAAAUAUGGGAAUUUCCUUGGGAAUCUGGGAAUUCCCUCAGGAAAUUUGGGAGUCUCCUCAGAAAUCCGUGGAUUUCCUCCUUGCUGCCAGCGGGGACUGAAUUUCGCCGCCGUAUUCUCCUUUUCCCACCCGAAUUCCCUCAGGAAAUCUGGGAAUUUCCUCAUUGCUGCAAGCAGGGACUGAAUUCCAACCCCAUAUUCCCCUUUUCCCACCUGGAAUUCCCUCAGAAAUUCGGGAAUUUCCUCAGAAAUCUGGGAAUCCCCUCAGGAAAUUUGGGAAUUCCCUCAGAAAAUCUGGAAAUUCCCUCAGGAAAUCCAGGAUUUCCCUCAGAAACCUGGGAAUUUCCUCAGGAAAUUUGGGAAUUCCCUCAGAAAUCCAGGAAUUUCCUCAGAAAUUUGGGAAUUCUCUCAUAAAUUUGGGAAUUCCCUCAGAGAAUUGGGGAAUUUCCUCAGAAAUCUGGGAAUUUCUUCAGAAAUCUGGAAAUCCCCUCAGAAAUUUGGCAAUUUCCUCAGGAAAUUUGGGAAUUUCUUCAGAAAUAUGGGAAUUUCCUUGGGAAUCUGGGAAUUCCCUCAGGAAUUUGGGAGUCUCCUCAGAAAUCCGUGGAUUUCCUCCUUGCUGCCAGGACUGAAUUUCGCCGCCGUAUUCUCCUUUUCCCACCCGAAUUCCCUCAGGAAAUCUGGGAAUUUCCUCAUUGCUGCAAGCAGGGACUGAAUUCCAACCCCAUAUUCCCCUUUUCCCACCUGGAAUUCCCUCAGAAAUUCGGGAAUUUCCUCAGAAAUCUGGGAAUCCCCUCAGGAAAUUUGGGAAUUCCCUCAGAAAAUCUGGAAAUUCCCUCAGGAAAUCCAGGAUUUCCCUCAGAAACCUGGGAAUUUCCUCAGGAAAUUUGGGAAUUCCCUCAGAAAUCCAGGAAUUUCCUCAGAAAUUUGGGAAUUCUCUCAUAAAUUUGGGAAUUCCCUCAGAGAAUUGGGGAAUUUCCUCAGAAAUCUGGGAAUUUCUUCAGAAAUCUGGAAAUCCCCUCAGAAAUUUGGCAAUUUCCUCAGGAAAUUUGGGAAUUUCUUCAGAAAUAUGGGAAUUUCCUUGGGAAUCUGGGAAUUCCCUCAGGAAAUUUGGGAGUCUCCUCAGAAAUCCGUGGAUUUCCUCCUUGCUGCCAGCGGGGACUGAAUUUCGCCGCCGUAUUCUCCUUUUCCCACCCGAAUUCCCUCAGGAAAUCUGGGAAUUUCCUCAUUGCUGCAAGCAGGGACUGAAUUCCAACCCCAUAUUCCCCUUUUCCCACCUGGAAUUCCCUCAGAAAUUCGAGAAUUCCCUCAGAAAUCUGGGAAUCCCCUCAGGAAAUUUGGGGAUUCCCUCAGAAAAUUUGGGAAUUUCCUAAGGAAAUUUGGGAAUUCCCUCAGAAAAUCUGGAAAUUCCCUCAGGAAAUCCAGGAUUUCCCUCAGAAAUCUGGGAAUUUCCUCAGGAAAUUUGGGAAUUCCCUCAGGAAUUUGGGAGUCUCCUCAGAAAUCCAUGGAUUUCCUCCUUGCUGCCAGGACUGAAUUUCGCCGCCGUAUUCUCCUUUUCCCACCCGAAUUCCCUAAGGAAAUCUGGGAAUUUCCUCAUUGCUGCAAGCAGGGACUGAAUUCCAACCCCAUAUUCCCCUUUUCCCACCUGGAAUUCCCUCAGAAAUUCGGGAAUUCCCUCAGAAAUCUGGGAAUCCCCUCAGGAAAUUUGGGAAUUCCCUCGGAAAAUUUGGGAAUUUCCUAAGGAAAUUUGGGAAUUCCCUCAGAAAAUCUGGAAAUUCCCUCAGGAAAUCCAGGAUUUCCCUCAGAAACCUGGGAAUUUCCUCAGGAAAUUUGAGAAUUCCCUCAGAAAAUUUGGGAAUUUCCUAAGGAAAUUUUGGGAAUUCUCUCAUAAAUAUGGGAAUUCCCUCAGAGAAUUGGGGAAUUUCCUCAGAAAUCUGGGAAUUUCUUCAGAAAUCUGGAAAUCCCCUCAGAAAUUUGGGAAUUUCCUCAGGAAAUUUGGGAAUUUCUUCAGAAAUAUGGGAAUUUCCUUGGGAAUCUGGGAAUUCCCUCAGGAAAUUUGGGAGUCGCCUCAGAAAUCCGUGGAUUUCCUCAUUGCUGCCAGCGGGGACUGAGUUUCGCCGCCGUAUUCUCCUUUUCCCACCCGAAUUCCCUCAGGAAAUCUGGGAAUUCCCUCAUUGCUGCAAGCAGGGACUGAAUUCCAACCCCAUAUUCCCCUUUUCCCACCUGGAAUUCCCUCAGAAAUUCA